Messenger RNA from Aspergillus welwitschiae, 824 nucleotides. RefSeq lists its product as uncharacterized. The record is from RefSeq and is a predicted model, not a curated record. The transcript is spliced from 5 exons. Bases 327 to 824 code for a protein of 165 amino acids. Lineage: Eukaryota; Fungi; Ascomycota; Eurotiomycetes; Eurotiales; Aspergillaceae.
AGCUGGUUUGCAUCAAAUCGCAGAAUUACCGCAUUCUGAGACUAGAGCUACUUGUGGAUGUACCUGAACAUCGGAAAAGGUACAACUUGCUUCAGAUUGAGUCUCUAACAUCACCCACGCUGGUGCAGGUAAAAUGCACAUCGGCCGCGAAGUAACUAUAGCUACCUACACUCUAGUCUCUCCUAUCUAAGUUCACCCUCGUGAUUGACCACGUAUUCCCACCCCCCUCAUUUUCGUCCUCAAAAGAUCUUUUCCACCACUUAACCAACAGUAGUAGUAGUCCACAAGUAGGGCCUCACUAGCCAAGGCAGACACCUUACGGUAGGAUGAAGGGAUAUUCCCGUACACUGAAGGUACCUGUUCAUAGUCCCGAUCGGAUAUACGGCUUGAGGUGGGCCAUUGAGGUUUUUCAAUCAUUUGGGGGCCCCUCUCUACAUGAGGGAAAUAAAAAGGAAAUCCAUCUCAAUGAGGAAAUUUCCCUAAAGCACGAAAAGGAAGUUGGCACCUCCGAGGUCCGAGUCAAGCAGUCUCCGAUGCCGAUUCAGGCAAUCAGCACGUCCGUCUGGGCUGGUUACUUCCGUUAUCCGUUCAACUUGUUCCUCGGUAUCAAUAUGGAAAGCGCUACCUCAGUUAACCUUGAGGUUUUUCGCUGUCCCCUCAAAGAAGUGGACAAGUGUGACGAUAGCCAGCCAGGCAGCAAGCAAACCUCUAGCGGCUGGCCAAUGAUCGGCCAGCGCCGCCAGACCCGAUCCAUUCUGGUUCCUUUGGACUGCGUCAAUAAUCCCAAGAAAAUGAAAAAAAGAAAUCCAUGGGGACUAGACUAA